Humulus lupulus (European hop) is the source of this 3039-nucleotide messenger RNA. Its product is annotated as putative lysine-specific demethylase JMJ16. Gene Ontology annotation, molecular function: histone H3K4me/H3K4me2/H3K4me3 demethylase activity. The record is from RefSeq and is a predicted model, not a curated record. The transcript has 9 exons. Gene Ontology annotation, biological process: chromatin remodeling. Lineage: Eukaryota; Viridiplantae; Streptophyta; Magnoliopsida; Rosales; Cannabaceae. The coding region runs from base 276 to 2771 and encodes 831 amino acids. Gene Ontology annotation, cellular component: nucleus.
AGAGUUUUUCUUCAAAUUACAAAUUUAUUGUCCCUCGUAUUCUUUGUUUGAGUUGUGGAUCUUCUUCUCUUUCCCCCAAUAACUUGUUCAACAAUCACUAUUCACUUUCACUAGUUAAACCCAUAGUGUUUUCUUUCUUAGUCUCCGACAAUUUGGGGAUUUAUUUUUUUCUUUCUCAAAUUCAAAAAAAAAAAAAAAAGAAACCCUAAAAUCUCUCUCUGCCGCCACUGCUGUUGGGUCCUCUUCUCCGGCUACCAUUCGCCGGCACAUCGGCUAUGGGCAAAAAAUGUGUGGCAACUAAGCUGAAAAAGAAUCUAAUUAUGGCAAAUAUUUCAAUUCCACCUGGGUUUAUGCCUCUCAAAUCCUUCAGUCUGAAGAGGAUAGGGAAAGGUGAUGAAGAAAUUGAUCAUUCCAAGGACUGCUUGGACGAAUCAAAAGAAGGGUCAUUACAAAUAGACCCCAUGUUUGGUUUGUCAGGCAAUGAUUUGCUGAAAAAAUCUUUGAGACUUAAACCCUGGAUACUCUUUGAUGAAGCAAAUCACAAGUCAGAGGAAUCAAACCGUGAUCAGUUUGACGAGGAUUCCUCUUCAAAAACUUGCCUCCCAAAAGGUGUUAUUCGCGGAUGUCCAGAUUGUAGUGAUUGUGUCAAGGUAACAGCAAGGUGGCACCCUGCAGAAACUAAAACAGACAUUCUUGAAGAGGCCCCUGUAUUCCACCCAACUGAGGAGGAAUUCAAGGACACCCUUGAGUACAUUGAAAAGAUACGUCAAAGCGGAGAGCCAUAUGGGAUUUGUCGUAUUGUUCCUCCUCCAUCAUGGAAUCCUCCAUGUUUUAUUAAGGAUGAUAACGUGUGGGAAAGUAAUACAUUUCUUACCCAUGCUCAACGGAUUGAUGGGCUUCCAGCUCCAUACACUAAAUUAGAGAGUAAAACAGAAGAGUUUGUUCAAGAUAUGAGGAAUAAGAGGAGAAGAAUCUCAAGAGGUGAAAGAGAAUAUAUGGAUAUUGAACCCUUAGAGUCUGUACCUGGUCCAGAAUUUACUAUGAAACAGUUUAAAAAAUAUGCAGAGGAUUUUAAAGGUCAAUAUUUCUGCAAGAGUGAAGAUACAGAUUCAAAUGACUGCUCUAAUGUGUCUAAAGCAAAAUGGGAGCCCUCAGUGGAGAAUAUUGAAAGUGAAUAUAAACGCAUUGUUGAGGAUCCAACAGAAGAAAUUGAGGUACUUUGUUGUGACAAUUUGGAGGCUAGGGUUUUUGGUAGUGGAUUCCCAACAGUAUCUAAUCCUUCAGAAGCUUCUAGUAUUCCUGAAAUUGCAAAUUCAGGAUGCAACUUAAGUAAUGUGGCGAGAUUACCUGGGUCACUUCUUUCUUUUGAAAGCCCCGAUAGUUCCUGCAUUUUAGUUCCUCGUGUCCGGAUAGGAAUGUGCUUUUCAUCUCUUCCCUGGAGAGUUGAAGAGCACCACUUGUACUCCUUAAGUUAUCUGCACACCGGUGCCUCUAAAGUAUGGUAUGGCAUGCCUGGGAAAUACAGUGCUAAGUUUCAGGAAGCUUUAACAAAUUACUUUAAUGACAUAUUUGAGCAUAAGUUGCGUAGUAGACUGGUCAAACAACUAUCUCCCUUUGCAUUGAAUUUAGAAGGAAUUCCUGUCUUCCGUUGCGUUCAGAAUCCUGGGGAAUUCAUUCUCACCUUCCCAGGGGCAUAUCAUUCAGGAUUUGAUUGUGGUUUUAACUGCUCCGAGACAGCAAAUUUUGCUCCCUUUGAUUGGCUGCCUCAUGGGCAGAAUGCUGUAGAACUUUAUCGUGAGUGGAGGAAGAAGACAUCUAUAUCCCAUGAUAAGCUUUUGCUUCGAGCAGCUUUUGAAGCUGUCAAGGCGCAAUGGGAACUGUCAAUGUAUGGGAAAAAAACUUUGGACAAUCAACGUUGGGAAUCUGUCUGUGGAAAGGAAGGAAUCUUAACAAAAGCAAUUAAGUCACGUGUCAACUGUGAAGACAUUGCAAGAAGAUUUCUCUGCAACUCUUCACAGACCCGGAAGAUGGACAAAACUUUUGAUGCUGCCGGAAAAAGGGAAUGCAAGAUUUGUUUCUAUGAUCUGCAUUUUUCUGCAGCAGGUUGUCCAUGUUCAGAAGACAUAUAUUCGUGUCUAAAUCACACGAAGCAGCUUUGUUCGUGCCAUUGGACUGAAAAAUAUUUCCUCUUCCGUCAUGAUAUUAGCGAACUUAACCUUCUUGUUGAAGCUUUAGAAGGAAAAUUUAAAUCACUCUACAAAUUUGCAAGAGAAAUCCUUGGAUUGUCUCUGGAUUCACAUGCUGCAAAAACUAGGUUACAAGCAUCAAAGCAAGGGGAAUGUGCAACCUCCCUCGCUGUUAAACUGGAAAACAACCAGCAGAAGCUCGGAAACAGGGAAACACCCAAUUGCACAAGCAGUAAAGUUUCCAACUUCAUGGCAGAAAUGAAAGAACGUCUAAAAUUAAAAGCCUCAACCAAAUUAGCUGCAUCAGUGAAUAAGGUUACAGAGUCACCAAACGCUGCAAAGGUUAGUAGUAUUGGUGAGAAUGUUUCUUCUAGCAUCAAGGCAGAUAAUAAAGCACACGGUUCCAAACCACCUAUUUCGAAAGAACUGAAAGGAAAAGCUUCAGAACAGAACACAAAAGCACUUACAGGAAUAGGAUAUGGUUCUUAUCUUCAAAUGGUGGCCUCAACUGAGGAUCCAUAUGAUAGUUUAAGUGAUGUAAGUUCUGAAGAAUCUGAUGACCCAGAUCUUUGCCUUUUAUUUUAGAUUCAUAUUUUAAGCUUCCAACAAUCAUUUUAUCCACUGGUUAAAGGAGUACAGCCUUGGGGAUUAGAGAAGCGAUUACAAAAUAGGCAACUAAUUUUAAUUACCACUGCGAUUAAAGAUGCUAACUGUUCAGAGAGCUUGUGUUUUGCUGUUUAUUUAAUGACAGCAUCGCUGUGUAGUUUGUAAAAUCUUUUGGGAUAUAGACGAAUAAAAGUUACAUUACUAUCUAAACAAAAAAAAAUAGAGGUUUAUAUCUUUUUUGACAAAA